Prorocentrum cordatum is the source of this 1784-nucleotide messenger RNA. NCBI's taxonomy places the organism in Eukaryota, Dinophyceae, Prorocentrales, Prorocentraceae. The record is from the annotation of a GenBank genome assembly.
GGAGAAGGGAAACCCGCCUGCCGCGCGUCGGGAUGCGAGCCUGGCCAGAGGCCAUUGCUGCCGUCCUGGGGCUGGCAGGCAGCGCCAAGCUGCUGCCCAAGGGCAACCCGCACUGCUUUGGCGACGGCGUGCGGGAGGGCUACUCGUACGACACCUGUUGCGACACCGGCAAGGGGCCCCAGGGUGAGACCAGAUGCUGGGACGGCAUCAUGGACUUCUCGUACUGCUGCCGCCCGCCGGCCCCGCUGCCGCAGCGCGGCGACCCGCGGUGCUGGAAGGGGUUCCUCCAGCACAUGCACGAGUUCUGCUGCCUCGGGUCCCUGCAUCGGCAUGGCCCGCGUGGCAGCGAGGCCUGCUGGUACAACGCGGAGGCCAGCGGGCAGCGGGGACUCAGCGCCGCCCGCUGCUGCGACGUCGUCCCUGCGCGCGGCGCCGGGGGCGGCGCCCUAUGCCUCAACGCGGGCCACCGUCGACGUGCGCGCACAGGGGUGUGUCCUUCCGGCCCCCGACUGGCUUCGACGCGCUGCCCGCGGACGAACGCCCGCUGGAGCUGUCGAGGGACCCGGUGGUCUGGCCCGUGCCGCGGCCGAGGUCAGACUCGGGCGAGUGGGUCCUUUGCAGAAGGGGUCUCAAAAAUGCACGCAGCAGUCCGCGCCAUCGUUCCUGCUGGAUCGUGCUGGCCGCGGGCAGACUGCGUUGCAUUUGGCAUCGCUGGUCCGUGAGAGCGGCUCCGCGCCACGAGACACAGGAUGACCUGCUGCAUGUUUCACGACCCCACUGCGAAAGACUCCCCGUGCCCGGAACCAGCUAGGGGCACGCUGGCGCCGGCCGCUCACUUGGUGACUCUGGGCGUGGGCCGCUUCGCUGCGGCUCCCGCGCGGCUGCGGUCGGAGGCGCUGUCCCUGGGCGUGUUCGGCGAGGUGCACGCCUACACCAACUUCUCCUGGGUCGCAGGCCGCGAGGCGGAGGUCUGGAGCCGGCACAUGGACGCGUGGCGCGAGGGGCGCUCCCGGAUUGCCGGGUUCGGCUGGUGGAAGCCGGUCCUCUGCCGGCGGCACCUGGAGGCGCCGGCGCUGCCGCACCGCUCCGGCGUCGUGGUCUUCUCCGACGCCGGCAGCGAGCUGGAGCCAGUGUCAGCCAGGGCGUGGCAGGAGGCGCUUGUGGCGCUGCAGCGCUUCGACGUGCUGGCGGUGGUGGCGCCGGAGUACCUGGAGCGGCACUACACCAAGCGGGCCGUGCUGCGGCGCUUUGCCGCGGCCCUGGAGCAGAGCUCUUCCUUAGAGGACGGCCAGUUCAUCACCGGCCUGUUCGCGCUGCGGAAGACCCCGGCCGCGCUCCGCUUGCUGGAGGCGUGGGAGGCGCUGGUGCAGGACGUCGGGCUCGUGAACGAGGAGCCGGACCCGCUGGGGGAGGCGGACUACUUCAUCACGCACCGCCACGAGCAGAGCCUGUGGUCUCUGCUGCUCAAGUGCGCCAUUCUGGGCCGGGCGAUCCAGGUCCGGCAGGGCGGCCCGCUCCUGAAUCUCAGCGCGCGCGUGCUGAUCCUCACCAGCGGCUACGAGAGCUCCCAGCUGGCGAAGUUCUCCCGGCGCGGCGACUGACGCUCGCGGCGCGGCCGCGGGCGACGCCGCUGCGGGGGGGCAGGCGGCGGCGAAGGGACACGCCGGCUGCGGGCGGUGGAGCGGCCGAGCGGCGGUGCUCGUCCUGGUUCUCCUCAUGUUCCCUCCUCCUCCGCCUCCUCGCCCUCCGCCUCCUCCUUCUCCUCCUCCUCCUCCUCCUCCUCC